Sphaerulina musiva SO2202 is the source of this 1064-nucleotide messenger RNA. Its product is annotated as ribosomal protein S10. Gene Ontology annotation, molecular function: structural constituent of ribosome. The record is from RefSeq and is a predicted model, not a curated record. Gene Ontology annotation, cellular component: small ribosomal subunit; mitochondrion; ribosome. The coding region runs from base 29 to 880 and encodes 283 amino acids. Gene Ontology annotation, biological process: translation. NCBI's taxonomy places the organism in Eukaryota, Fungi, Ascomycota, Dothideomycetes, Mycosphaerellales, Mycosphaerellaceae. The transcript is spliced from 2 exons.
AGCAGAUUGGACGUCACCCUUCUCUAUCAUGGCGACCCCAUCCUAUGCACGUUCGUUAACGAGCGCCGUCAAGAGGCUCAAGCUUUCAACCAUCUGUACGACUCCCACACAAACUCGCUCGAUACAACAUUCGCGUCCUCGAUCAGCCCAACCUCUCCCAUCCGAACUUCAAAGCGAGCUCGCACGUAUACGCUUGCCGAAAGCCGUACAGGCCACAUACCUGGCGCCAUUAAGACGACGAACACGGGUCAAUGCCGACACGGUCUGCAAACUGCAGCUGCGCUCAUACAAUGUCCGAAACCUCGAAGUCUUCACCGACUUUGCAUUGCGAGCAGCAUACUUCCUGAAUCUAUCCGUCAGAGGACUCCGCAGUCUACCCAAAAAGACGGAACGAUGGACUGUACCACGAAGUAAUUUCGUGCACAAGAAGUCGCAAGAGAACUUUGAACGUAUCACAAUGGGACGAGAAAUCCAGAUCAAGGAUGGGCAUUCAGAUGUGGUGGCGACAUGGCUUGCAUUCCUCCGAAAACACCAAUACUACGGUGUGGGUAUGAAGGCCAACGUCUGGGACUACGGUGGACUUGAUGCGCCUACCGAGAUGGACGAAGAAGCUGCCAAGGUUGCCCAAAUGCUGGGAGAAGUCCCACUGGUAAAGCUGACGAAUGGGAAGCAACAUGGCGAGAAUCUGCAGAAAUUGCUCAUCGAUGAGCCUUUCAAGGCCUCCUGGGGAGCCUACACCCCCAGCAGCGGUGCCACGACUGUGCCGCACGGUAACCACAGGGUGCCGACCAAAUCUGUGCAUACUCCUGGUCUGAUUAAAAAAGCUACGCCGAAAGAAGCUACGCCGAACACCGAAGAGAAAGAACAGCCACAGACGUGAGCAGAGAACGAGAGCAGCAGUAAGAUGACCAUGGCACACUUGUAUGAAGUGAGAUGUGUGGCGUCCAAGACGAUGGUUCAUGACAAGAGGCAUCACAUGACUUUCACGUGUAUUUGAAUAGGAAGAGGGAUAUCUUCACUUGGUCUGGGUGGUAAUAGAACCACGCGAAGCACACGAAGCAAGU